AUGGCUCCCGAGAGACUCCUGGGGAAGCCGGACUACGACGAGCUCGUGGACGCCUGGUCGCUCGGCUGCGUCAUGGCGGAGCUGCUCGCCGGCGAGCCAUUGUUCCGUGGCCACAGCGCGACCGACCAGCUCCUGAGAAUCUUCCGCGUGCUCGGCGGCACGUGUAUGGCAUCCACGCCGCUCGCCGCCGCGGGGCAGAAGCUGCUGACCCGCCGAGGCGGCAGCCGGCUUCGUGAGCUGUUCCCCGAGGAGCGCCUGUCGCGCGACGGGUCCGAGGUUUUAGAGGGGCUCCUCACGUGGGACCCCGGCGAGCGUCCGCCAGCGGCCAUGGCGCUCGCAAAGUGUUUUUUACUGGAGCCGGGAGCUACCGGUGAUCUUUCCACCAAUGAGGUGCUGCCAUAUCUAAAGUUGUGA
Messenger RNA from Aegilops tauschii subsp. strangulata, 414 nucleotides. The record is from RefSeq and is a predicted model, not a curated record. Lineage: Eukaryota; Viridiplantae; Streptophyta; Magnoliopsida; Poales; Poaceae.